AUGUUCGAUGCAACUAUCUCAAAAUGUCUGCAGCUUCUACAUAUGUUCUUCGGUGAAUCAAAUUCCAUCGCGACACCAUCCGCUAACGAUGAGUUCGUUAGAUGGUACUUGGAGCUAUCAUUCACAGCUAGAGUGGUGAUUUACAUUACAGUUUUGGGGACUAUAAUGAUGAUUAUAUUUUUGAUAUUGAAAUUCCUGAGCGAAUGUGACAUGGAGGAUGACAUGGAGAGGUUACCAGUGGUGGCAGGAGAAGAAGUAGUCCCCAUUUGGACGCCACUGAUCAACGAGCCGUCUGAGGUAGUAACGGGGAAGGGAGACGUAGAAACUGCGUCGUUUAGCUCCUCGGACGACGAUGUGGACUACUCGACAUUGUGUGUCAUAUGUUUCGAGGAACGGAGAAACUGUUUCUUCGUACCAUGCGGUCACUCUGCCACUUGUCGCGGCUGUGCUCUGAAGAUCUUGUCCGAAGAAAGUAAGGUGUGUCCGAUUUGCCGGAGGGUAAUACGCAAAUCUAAGAGAUUAGUGUUGAAGAAAAUUUGA
This is a messenger RNA of Capsella rubella, 540 nucleotides long. Its product is annotated as E3 ubiquitin-protein ligase SPL1. The record is from RefSeq and is a predicted model, not a curated record. The transcript is spliced from 3 exons. The coding region runs from base 1 to 540 and encodes 179 amino acids. NCBI's taxonomy places the organism in Eukaryota, Viridiplantae, Streptophyta, Magnoliopsida, Brassicales, Brassicaceae.